This is a messenger RNA of Cuscuta epithymum, 1091 nucleotides long. The record is from the annotation of a GenBank genome assembly. Lineage: Eukaryota; Viridiplantae; Streptophyta; Magnoliopsida; Solanales; Convolvulaceae.
CCGCUAAUGAAGGUAUUUUAGUCAAUAAAUCUAGUUAUACUGGACCACUUUCUAUUACGGUUGCAAAUGGUUCCACUUUACCUGUUAUGACUAUUGGUGACUUGCAUCUGUCCACUCCGCCUCGACCUCUUCAUUUAAAAUCUGUCUAUCAUGUUCCACACCUUAAAUAUAAUUUAAUGUCCAUUCAAAAAUUAUGUGCCGAUAAUAAUUGUUUUGUGAUUUUUGAUAAAAACUCUGUUUGUGUUAAGGACAAAAUUUCGGGGAAGGUGCUUCUGCGAGCUUCCAGUAAUGGUGGUGUCUACCCCAUCUCACUUUCUUCUUACUCACCUGUUGCUCUCGCCUCACAUGUUGCUCCUGGACCAGUCUGGCAUCGUCGGUUGGGGCAUUGUGGCACUCGUAUCUUAGAUAGGCUUAGGAAGACUGGCAAUAUUCUUAGUAAUUCGCACUUUUCUCAUGAUUGUAUUUCUUGUCGCUUAGGAAAAUCACAACGAUUACCUUUUCAAGAAGUUUGGCAUAAAUCCACUUCUCCUUUAUAUUUGAUUCAUUCAGAUGUUUGGCAAUCUCCUGUUCUUUCUACAAGUGGUUUUAAAUACUAUGUUUUAUUUAUUGAUGACUUUUCCCGAUUUACAUGGCUCUAUCCUAUGAGUCGUAAAAGUGAAGUUGUGAGUCAUUUUAAGAAUUUUAAACUAAUGGUGGAAAAUCUAUUUAAUUCCAAGAUUAAAAUUUUUCAAAGUGAUGGAGGGGGUGAGUUUGAUAAUCAUGGUAUGCGUGAAAUUUUUCUCAGUAAUGGCAUUUUGUUUAGGAAAUCUUGCCCUGACACUCCUGAACAGAAUGGUAUAGCUGAACGUAAACAUAAACAUUUACUUGAAUUAACUCGCACUAUGCUACUUGAGGCAAAAAUGCCAGCUAAUUUUUGGGUUGAUGCCGUGUUUACCGCUACCUAUAUUAUUAAUCGUCUUCCCACUCCCAAUUUAAAUGGUCUUUCUCCGUUUGAAAAAUUAUUUCACCACUCACCUGACUUCUCUUUUAUGCGUGUAUUCGGUUGUGCCUGUUUUCCAAAUUUUAUUGCCACCUCUGCAAAUAAAUUAUCU